AUGGUGACUGCAGCAGCAAAUCUGGCGCUCGUGCCGCCUCGCGCGGGCCAGCUAGAAAGGGCCCGCGCUGCUGCCAACCGCAGCAGCAGCAGCAGCAGCAGCAGCAGCAGCAGCAGCAGCAGCAAGGUGUCGGCGUACACGGAGCAGCUCUCUGGCUGCCUCACUGCUGCUGCUCCUGCCUUUUGCUGCAGCAGCAAAAUCAUUUGCUGCUCCAUGGGGCCCCACAUCUGCGUAUACACCACAGCUGCUGCUGAGCUGCUGUAUACCUGCAAGGGCCACAAGAGCAGAGUGAUUGGGAUGGUGAGCAUCCCCCCGAAGCUGUACCGCGCGCUGCCGCCGAUGCUGCUGUCGUUUGCUGUUGAUGGCAGCAUUUGCUGCUGGGAGUUGCACAGCAGCCACUUCUUUUAUGACAAACUCGAGCAGCAGCAGCAGCAGCAGCAGCAGCAGCAGCAGCAGCAGCAGCAGGAGGGCACGUCUCCCAACUGCCUGCGCACGAUGAAGGUGGAAGGCGCCAUCUUGGGCACUGCUGCUGCAUGCAGGAGCCGCGAGGUCGUGCUGCUGCUGCUGCUGCCAGCGCAGCAGCAGCAGCAGCAGCAGGGCAGCGGAAGGAAAGGAGCAGCAGCAGCAGCAGCAGCAGCAGCAGCAGAAGCAGACAGUUGCUGCUACGCGGUGCGGGUGCUGCCAUUUGAGGCUUUUCUGCCUUCUGUAGACGGCCCCAGAGGAGCAGCAGCAGCAGCAGCAGCAGCAGCAGCGCAGCAGCAGCAGCAGCAGAUGCUGCUGCAGGGCGAGGACUUGUUCACUUUCAAAGAGCCCCCGUCAGCAUUUGCUGCUUCGCCGACAGCCACCACGAUUGCUGUUGCAUGCGGGAAGACGCUGCUGCUGUACAAGCGCCAGCAGCAGCAGCAGCAGCAGCAGCAGCAGCAGCAGCAGCAGCAGCAGCAGGUGCUGCGGCUGCUGCACGUGGACCUGCUGGUGCAGGUGUCCAUACACCCGGAGGAGCUGUUCGUUGCUGCUGGCGACGACCAGGGCCGCAUUGUGCUGUUCUACACAGCCCAGCAGCAGCAGCAGCAGCAGCAGCAGCAGCAGCAGCAGCAGCAGCAGCAGCAGCUGCGGACGGCGGUGCUGCACUGGCACUCGCACGCAGUGAACUGCCUAGGGUUUAGCUGCGAUGGUUUGCUGCUGCUGUCAGCAGCAGAAGAGGGGGUUUUGGUUUUGUGGCUGCUGCAGCAAGGGUUUAGGAAGCAGUUUUUGCCGCGGCUGGGGGCCCCCGUGCUGCAGCUGUCGCAGGCCUGGACGGAGCUGCUGGCGCAGCAGCAGCAGCAGCAGCAGCAGCAGCAGCAGCAGCAGCAGCAGCUGGAGCUGCUGGCCCUCGCCUGCGCAGACAACAGCGUCCGAGUCAUUCAGGGGGGGACUCUUGCUGCUGCUGCUGCUGUCAAGGGGGUGGCGAUGCCGCUGGCGGCCUUCAAGCUGGACCUUGCUGCUGCUGCUGCUGCUGCUGCUGCUGCCAAAGCAGCAGCAGCAGCAGCGCCGGCCGCUGCUGCAGCAGCGAAGGCCCCAGACGCAGACGCACACGCUGCACUCCACAGGAAGCAGCAGCAGCUGCUGCUGCAGCAGCGGCUCAUCAGCAGCCGCAGCAGCAGCAGCAGACCCGUCCGCAUCAGCCUGCGGCCCUUCACCGUCAGCAGCAGCAGCAGCAGCAGCAGCAGCAGCAGCAGGGACAUGCUGCUGGUGUGCAGCAGCGAGUCGCAGCUGCAGUGUCUAGACACCGAAAGCGGCCAGGAGGAGUUCCUGCUGCUGCUGCAGCAGCGUACAUACACCUCAAGGGCGGAUGAGGCUUUUGGCUGCACUUGGGCUUUGGAAGCAGCAGCAGCAGACUGCUGCAGCAGCAGCAUUGCGGUGCUGCAGGCCAGAGACACGCAGCAGCAAGCAGCAGCAGCAGCAGCAGCAGGCCUCUUCCCCGGAGACGCCAGCAGCAGCAGCGUCUGCAGCUGCUCCUGCUGCAGCAGCAAACCUCCCAGGGUCAGACCGGCAACCUGCUGCGCCUGCAGCAGCAGCAGCAGCAGCAGCUCCUGCAGCAGCAGCAGCAGCUCCUGCUGCAGCAGCAGCAGCAGCUCCUGCUGCAGCUACUACAGAGGGGAGCAGCCGCUGGAGCCGCAGCAGCAGAGCAGCGGCCGCAGCUACUCCCUCUCCUUCUAUGUUUGGGUCGAGUCCAGCAGCAGCAGCAGCAGCAGCAGCAGCAGCAGCAGCAGCAGCAGCAGCAGCGACGAAGAAGACGAGGACCCGCAGCAGCAGCAGCAGCAGCAGCAGCAGCAGCAGCAGCUGGGGUGGCGGCCCGAAGCCCGCGGCAGUUUUGUUCUUUUAAAUGAAGUGCAAGAGCCUCACCUUCACGACGUCACUGCCCUUGAGCCCCACCCCCUCGAGCCCUGCAGCUUUUUGACAGCUUCAAUAGACUCUCGCUUCAAGAUAUGGCGGCGGGUGGCAGCUCCGGGAGGAGCAGCAGCAGCAGCAAGUUCUGCUGCUGCUGCUGCUGCUGCUGCUAGCUACUCUGCUUUUGUUUGUUUAGUGGAGUUUAGCUGCUGCAGCUUGCCAGUUUACUGCUGCUGCUUCUCUGCUGACGGCUCGCUGCUUGCUGCUGCUCACGGGGGUUUUGUGUCUCUUUGGGCUGCUGCUGAGGGCCCCCGUUUGCUGCAGACCCUCCCCGUUGCUGCUGCUGUCCUCAGCAGCAGCAGCAGCAGCAGCAGCAGCAGCAGCAGCAGCAGCAGCGACAGCGGCGGCGACGCAGCAGACCCCGAACCCGCAGCAGCAGCAGCAGCAGCAGCAGCAGCAGCAGCAGCAAAGGAUUGCAUGCUGCUGCAGAGGCGCUGCGAGUCUGUGUUUAUAAUAGAGUCUUCUUUUGGCAUCUUUUUGCUGCAGCAAACAGCAGCAGCUUUGCUGCUGCUGGACUUGCAGCAGCUGGCAGUUGUGUGGCAGCAAACUUUCGAAGGUAAGAAUUAA
Messenger RNA from Eimeria necatrix, 2994 nucleotides. RefSeq names its product WD domain, G-beta repeat-containing protein, putative. Gene Ontology annotation, cellular component: nucleolus. The record is from RefSeq and is a predicted model, not a curated record. Lineage: Eukaryota; Apicomplexa; Conoidasida; Eucoccidiorida; Eimeriidae. Gene Ontology annotation, biological process: positive regulation of transcription by RNA polymerase I; positive regulation of rRNA processing. The transcript is spliced from 3 exons. The coding region runs from base 1 to 2994 and encodes 997 amino acids. Gene Ontology annotation, molecular function: RNA binding; protein binding.